AGCGGAUGUGAAUAACGCGUGAUAAAGUAGAUGGGUUGGAUGACAGAGGAAGAUGGAAGAUUUAGGAAGAUUGUUAGUUUCCCCACUGUCCCUCUCUCCCUCUCUUCCUACUGAUGGUUAUGUGGCUCAACUUAGACGGAACUGUUGCUACAUCGUCAGUGCUGUUAUUCUCAAAGAUAACAAGGUGCUGAUGAUCCAGGAAGCUAAGCUGGGGUGUAGAGGUAAAUGGUACCUGCCUGCAGGGAGAGUAGAUCCUGGAGAAACACUGACACUGGCUGUACAGAGGGAGGUGCAGGAGGAGGCGGGGUUUCUCUUUAAUCCGACACGUGUUGUGGGAAUUGAGGGGAGCUCUCCUGGGUGGAUGAGAUUUAACUUUUACGGAGAGAUAUCUGGAGGAGAACUGAAGACUCACGAAGACAAGGAAAGCAUUCAAGCCAAGUGGUUUGAUUUGACGGAAGUACUCGACCGCAGAAUCGAUUUAAGGGCCGCCGAUAUUAUCCCAGUGAUACGGAAUGCUGUGGUACAACAGGAGAAACUGUUUGUUGGUACUCUCCCUUCUGCGAUAGAGAGAGCUAAUUACACUGUAUCCCUUGCUAUCGUGUUUAAUGAUAAUAGUGGGAGUCCGAUAUCAGUUGUGACUGAUAGAAGUGGAGGUCUCCCGACCAUGUCUAUUGAAAAAAGGGACCCCAAAAGCCAUGCCAAACAUAUUUUCGACAUAUUUGGGAUAGCUGACAAGAUAUGCAAGGAGAUUGUAGGAGUUGGCUCCACCUCUGACUUGUUAUUUCGCGGUAUUCUAACUUUAGCCUACGAUGGUCGACAGGGAAAGGAUGGUAUUCACUUUACCUUGCUCUACGCCUCUUCCACACAACGUGAAAUCAGUUCAGACUGCUCUUGGCAGAGUUCCAACAGUUCAGAUAUCAGGACACUACUUUCCUCUGACAGGAUUAUCCCUGUUAAAUAGAAACAUUGCGGGAGUGUACCAGUUACACUGGGUUAACUGAGUUGUGUGAUAAGGUUAUUUUAAUACUUUCAACACUACUACAUAUAAUAUAACAAAUAAUUUGAGGCUCUAAUGAUGUAGUUUUACGAAGAUUUCAAGCCUUAUGUUGUGUGUUUCCCAUCGUGUCCAAAAGCAUUAUAAGGUUAUUAAGUUACACUUGUUAAACUUACUUCAAUUGCUUUCAUCUAUCUGUUUUAGGAAAAUUGAGAAGGAAAUGAGGUACCCCUCUUCUGUUACAUUAUUUUUAUGCAAAUGAAAAGUAAGUCAUCGUUGGUUACUGUUAGAGGUGACGCAUUUAUUUCCUGAUAUAGAAUUAUGUUUUGUAACUACAGCUUUUUAUCCGUUUGAUUACACUUUUGAUAUUUCAUUUUGAGGUACAUUUGUUUUGCAAUAUAUUUUGAUAUCUUAUGCUCCAUAUAUCAUCACUAUAAUUUUACGUUUUUUAG
Messenger RNA from Bolinopsis microptera, 1446 nucleotides. Its product is annotated as putative nudix hydrolase 1. Bases 53 to 961 code for a protein of 302 amino acids. The record is from RefSeq and is a predicted model, not a curated record. The transcript has 7 exons. Gene Ontology annotation, molecular function: 8-oxo-GDP phosphatase activity; 8-oxo-dGDP phosphatase activity; magnesium ion binding. Lineage: Eukaryota; Metazoa; Ctenophora; Tentaculata; Lobata; Bolinopsidae.